ACUUCUCAUCAUACUGGUGUAACCAGCAGGCAUUAUAUAAAACACGUGACUUUGAACGGGCUCGUUUAUUCUGCCAGCUCUGUUUUAUUGUUUGCAACAAGAUAAUUGCUUACAGGAAUUGGAACAAUGAAGUUUUUAAUUUUGUUGUUAUUUACCUUGUACACGAUUAGUGCUUUACAUCCGUUUUCUGAGGAGGACGAAUAUCACUUUAAGCUAUGGAUGUCACAGUUUGGAAAGGUGUAUGACAUAGACGAGUACUACCACCGUCUUCAGAUCUUCUUUGAGAACAAGAUGAGGAUUGAAUAUCACAAUAAAGGAAAUCACAAGUUCACGAUGGGACUGAAUCAAUUCUCUGACUUGACCUUUGAUGAGUUCAAAAGAUCAUUCCUUUUGACUGAGCCUCAGAACUGCUCUGCCACCAAAGGUAGUCAUGUGAGCAGCAAUGGACCAUACCCAGACUCAAUAGACUGGAGAAAGAAGGGGAACUAUGUCACCGAUGUGAAGAACCAGGGGCCCUGUGGUAGCUGCUGGACCUUUUCCACUACAGGCUGUUUGGAGUCAGUCACAGCUAUAGCAACAAAGAAACUCCUACAACUGUCAGAGCAACAACUAGUGGACUGUGCCCAGGCGUUCAACAACCAUGGAUGUAAAGGCGGUCUUCCGAGUCAAGCAUUUGAGUACAUCAAGUAUAACAAGGGGCUCAUGACAGAGGGUGAUUAUCCAUACACAGCCAAAGAUGGCACUUGCAAAUUCAAGGCUGACUUGGCUGCUGCUUUUGUUAAGGAUGUGAUCAACAUCACAAAGUAUGAUGAAAUGGGGAUGCUUGAUGCCGUGGCCAGACACAACCCAGUCAGCUUUGCCUAUGAGGUGACUCCGGAUUUCAUGCUUUACGAAAGUGGUGUAUACACCAGCAAGGUCUGCCACAAUACAACAGACACAGUCAAUCACGCAGUACUUGCUGUGGGAUAUGGUGAGGACAAUGGAACGCCCUACUGGAUUGUGAAGAACUCCUGGGGAACAAACUGGGGAAUGAAGGGAUAUUUCUUCAUUGAGCGUGGGAAAAACAUGUGCGGACUGGCUGCCUGCUCAUCUUAUCCACUUCCUAUGGUGUGAACACUGCCUAAUCCAUCUCAUAGGAAAAAAGAGCUGAUAAAGGGAAAUUGAGCCAAAUACCUUUGGGGUUUUUACAGUACAAUAGUUUUACAGAACACAAUUUCAUUUAAAUAAAGUGAACAUAAAAUGUUAAUACGUCUUUCGACUCACAAUAGCAACAAGUUAUUCUCACUGUGCCAUAAGGCGAAACAUGCAUGUGCAGCACCAUGGGCAGACCACUGACCUGGAAGGCGUAAACUCACUGACAGUGUUGUUUACCAAGACACUAACAUGUUACUUUUUGUAGGACAAAUGUUCUUGCUGGUCAGAAUAUUUGCCUGUGUGAAUAGUUUUUUGUUCCCCCCCCAAAAAAUCUGAUUCUGUGUAUACAUGGAACCGGACCAGACUUCACUGGUCACCGAUCAUUCAACUACAAAACACACUGAGUAAGACAUCGUCUUUAGAAGUCUGGAGCUGCAGGGAGUGUCUGUCAGGAAGGUUUACCGCGUACGGUAUCCUCUGGAAGUAGCGUGCAACAAUUAAGAUUUUCACCUAUUUACACCAUUUCUUUUAUAACUCUAAUGUGAAUCUGGCCACAAGGUUUUUUUCAUCUAGAUCAAACUAUUGUAGUGGAAUGACGCUCGAUCUUGGUCCAAUAUGUUUGCUGUGUGCCCCAGGAAUAUAUGAUACAUUCCUACUGCUCAUCAUUUUGUAUAUUGCAUUACUUUGCUGACAAUUGUUCUAAUGAUUUAUGAAAAACAUUUCUAAAAUGUUUAAUGUUUUGUUUCAAAUUGUAUCUAAAAUAAGAUUUUAGUGGUAUUCACUAUCACUAUUGUUAUAAUGAAUAAAAAAAUAUUUCAAUGCUG
Esox lucius (northern pike) is the source of this 1958-nucleotide messenger RNA. It is a transcript of the gene ctsh, whose product is annotated as cathepsin H. Bases 127 to 1113 code for a protein of 328 amino acids. Gene Ontology annotation, cellular component: lysosome. The transcript is spliced from 12 exons. Lineage: Eukaryota; Metazoa; Chordata; Actinopteri; Esociformes; Esocidae. The record is from RefSeq and is a predicted model, not a curated record. Gene Ontology annotation, molecular function: cysteine-type endopeptidase activity. Gene Ontology annotation, biological process: immune response.